Messenger RNA from Physcomitrium patens, 1208 nucleotides. Its product is annotated as tropinone reductase homolog At5g06060. Gene Ontology annotation, molecular function: oxidoreductase activity. The record is from RefSeq and is a predicted model, not a curated record. NCBI's taxonomy places the organism in Eukaryota, Viridiplantae, Streptophyta, Bryopsida, Funariales, Funariaceae.
CGCACCAUCACCAGCACCAGCGAUGGCUUCCCUCUCCUCCUCUUCCUCUUCCUUGGCAGAACGGUGGAAGCUCUACGGCAAGACGGCAUUGGUGACUGGCGGCACGCGCGGCCUCGGGUAUGUAUCCUCUCCACCACCACCCCUCCUCUCUCUCUCUCUCGUUGUGCUGCCCCCCCUCCCGGGGUCGAUCAUUGUCUCCACAUUGCCGCCUUUCUUCUUUGCAUGUGAAGCCAUGUCCUGGGUGGGUUUUGGGUGCAGGCGCGCAAUUGUGGAGGAAUUGGCAGGGCUGGGAGUUUCCGUGUACACUUGUGCCCGGUCCAAGGAGGGUCUGGAUACCAGCUUGAAUUCGUGGCGACAAGCCGGCUUCACGGUGGAAGGCUCGGUGUGCGAUCUAUCCCUGCGCGACGCUCGUGAGGAGCUCUUUCGGAAUGUGCGAGCCCAUUUUGGUGGCUCUCUCGACAUCCUUGUCAAUAAUGUGGGCACGAACAUAAGGAAGUCGACGGUGGACUUCACACCCGAGGAUUUUUCAUUUGUGAUGUCAACCAAUUUGGAGUCAGCAUAUCAUUGCAGCCAGCUAGGGCACCCUCUCUUGAAAGCCUCGGGGAAUGGCUGCUUGGUGUUCAUUUCUUCCGUUGCCGGUGUGGUAGCAGUUCGAAGUGGCACUCUGUAUGCUGCAACUAAAGGAGCUAUAAAUCAGAUAACAAAGAAUUUCGCAUGUGAAUGGGCAAAGGACGGCAUCCGUGUAAAUAGUGUGGCGCCUUGGUACAUAAAUACAGACCUUGCGCAGCAGGUUUUGGCCAACCCCGACUUCAAAGCAGAAGUGGUGGGUCGAACUCCAUUGCGGCGAGUGGGCGAGCCGUAUGAGGUAGCUGGCUUGGUGGCCUUCCUGUGCAUGCCCACUGCCGGCUUCAUCACCGGGCAGACUAUCAGUAUUGAUGGAGGCUUCACUAUAAAUGGAUUCUAUCCUACAGACUAGUUAUUUUUCUCGUCUCACAACCUUUGCUUUGAUGAUCUCUUAUCGUGAAGUUGGUAGAUUGUACAAUUGUUUAGGAAUUGUGAACUGUAGGGACUGCAGCUAAUGAAGUGUUUUCAAUAGGAGAAAUUUCUAGAUUUUCGGCUCUAUCCAGUCCUCCUAAAGAUGAAACAGGCAAUUUUUGCUAAUCUUCAAUGGAACUAACGAGUCCAGGCUAUUGUUUUAGCUCCAACUU